CCUUUGAUCCCGAGCAUCGCCGGGAACGUUCAACUAGUUAUUAAUAAAUGCAUUAAAUGAUAGGAAAAAUAAGCGGGAAAGGAGUAUACCGUAGAAAGAGUUCAGGAAGGAAGUAUCGUAAGGAAGGAGGAGACUAUUUGAUUUUUGAGCCACUCCAAAAGUGCAGCUUUGAAAAAUUUAGUCAUCCGAACAUUCUCAAAAAUCAAAUAACGAGAUUUCGGAGGCCUCAACCACGAUGAGUAGCAAAUCCCUGGACUUGACUGCUACCCCCUGCGAACAAUGUGGACAAAUUUCGACGGAGAAUGAGGCUAUGAUUGCCUGUGAUAACUGCGACCGCUGGUAUCACACGCGCUGCGUGGGUGUAAAUACGGUGCCGAAAAAGUACAAGAAGUGGUUCUGUCCGGAUGCGUCGUGCCAAGCAGUUUGUCAGGAAAAGCUGAAGAAGACCCGUGAGAAAAAAAAUGCCACUCCCAUUCCUCCAACCGUCGCCGAGAAGCUGAAAGCUAUGGAAGCGGAAAGGAAACGUAAGGAGGAGGAAAUGGAAGCCGAAUGGUUGAUCAAGCAGAAGGAGUUGGAAAUCAACAACGCACUGAAGGAGAAGCAAAUGCACCUAGAGCGAAUGUUACGCGAAAAGCAGCUGGAAGCCGCCAGGGACUUGCGCGAAGUGGAAAUGGAGGAAAAACGUACGCUAUUCGAAACGGAAUUGCGGGAAAAACGAAUGCACUUCGAGCAAAUGAGGGCGAUGGAAGCCGAGCAUCGCGAGAAAAUCUCCGAGCUGAAAAGGCGUAUGGAGAAGAUAGAAGUACAGGAAAAGUCGAAGAUUAAAAAUCAGAAACCCAGAGGCCAAGACGACCAAGCAACUACCUCGAAGCAAUCUCCGGAGGGAAUAAAGCCUGGCAAGCUUACGAAGGAAAAUCUCGAUCGCCUCGAGAAUAUCAACAGUGGUGUCGAGAGUGAUGAAGACGAUUACAGCUCCGAUGAUUCCGAUGACGACGACGAGGAAAAAACCGUCGACUUGGAAGGCGAUAGGAAAAGCCAGAUCAGCUCUCAAAACGGGCAGGGGCACCAGCGUGCCGGGCCGAGUAAAGCCCAGUUGAGCGCCAGGAACGGGCUCACUAGAAAACUUCCCACCUUUACCGGAAAACCGGAAGAGUGGCCUUUGUUUUUCGGGGCCUACCAAGCGUCAAACGAAGCUUGUGGCUAUUCGGAUGUAGAGAACUUGGUGAGACUCCAGGAAAGCUUGAAGGGUGCUGCACUCGAGUCGGUUCGCGGACAACUACUGCUCCCUAAAUCGGUUCCGAGGGUUAUCGCGAAGCUGCGACAGCUUUAUGGCCGCCCUGAGCAACUGCUUCAAAACCAUCUCGAGAAGGUUCGUAAGUUGGAUUCGCCGAAAACCGACCGGUUGGCCAGUUUUAUCCCCUUCGGAAAUGCAGUAGAGCAGCUCUGCGAGCAUUUGGAGGCUGCUGAGCUCACACUGCACCUUGUGAAUCCAAUCCUGAUUCAGGAUUUGGUCAAUAAGCUUCCGGACGGAGAAAAGCGUCAGUGGUUGCACUACAAACGGAAGAAGAAGGAGGUGACGCUGCGAACGUUCACGGAUUUCAGCUCCAAGAUUGUGUCCGAUGCAUGCGAGGUGAACGUCAACUACGAUUACAAGCCGGACACCAAAGCUGCAGUUGGUACAAGUGCAAGAUCCAAGCCGAAGGAGAAAGCUGCUCUAUACAGCCACAGCGAGGCGAACGAGUCCCACGGGCGGAACGAUCGGAAGAGGCAGAAGCCGUGUAAAGCGUGCAAACGAGACGACCAUCGGCUAAGGUUCUGCCAGGACUUUAAAAAUAUGCCCUUUGCGGAUCAAAUGAAGAUCAUUCGGUGCGACGUCGAUGAUUGCGGAGAACCGCACAAUCCACUGAUUCAUCCGGCCACAACGGCAGUUGCCAUGCACGCACACAUCAAACCCAGCGGUACCAUGAUGUUCCGAAUGAUCCCAGUUAUGAUUCACUGCGGAGAAAGAUCACUGGCUGUGCUUGCGUUCCUAGACGAAGGAGCUUCCAUCACGUUGAUAGAGACUGAGUUGGCUGAUCGUUUGGGGCUAGGCGGAGUGAAGGAAAAGCUAGUGCUUAACUGGACGGCGGACGUUUAUCGUGUAGAAAAGAACUCCAGGCGUAUGAACCUGUGGACUUCCGCUGCUGAUGAGGAGAAUGCGGAGAAGACUUUGCUGCGGUCAGUGUAUACGGUCGACAAGCUGAGACUACCACACCAGACACUUAAGGCCGACGAACUAGUGGCGCAGUACGGGCCACGACGAGUAUCGCCUGAGUCGCAGGGCAGCUAUCUGGCAUACCACCAGCAGGUCUCUAACGAAGAUCUUCACGAUCUACUCAAAUCCCAUUAUGCACUUGAUGAGUCCGUAGUACGGGUGCACCGAGAAUCAGCUGAAGACAAAAGGGCUCGGUCUAUAUUGGAGCAAACCACGAAGCGCGUAGGGAACCGUUUCGAGACGGGACUCCUUUGGGCCAAGGAUGACGUUAGCUUCCCGGACAGCUACCCUAUGGCACUGAAGCGGCUAAUGCAGUUGGAGAAAAAGCUGGAAAGGUCACCAGAGUUAUAUCGAAACGUUCGGAACCAGAUCGACGAGUAUCAAGCUAAAAAAUACGCCCAUGAAGCCACCAAAGAAGAACUGCGCUCUGCAGAUCCCGAGAGGACAUGGUAUCUCCCGCUAAAUGUAGUCCUGAAUCCGAAGAAACCGGGAAAAAUCCGACUCAUCUGGGACGCGGCCGCGACGGUCCAAGGAAUUUCCCUUAACUCAAUGCUGUUGAAAGGGCCGGACCUACUAGUGCCGCUUAUGUCAGUGCUUCUCAUCUUCCGGGAGCGGCGGAUCGCUUUCGGAGGAGACAUCCGUGAGAUGUACCAUCAAAUGGAGAUAAUCGCGAAAGAUAAGUCAGCUCAACGAUUCCUGUUUCGAAAAAACAGAGCAGAAGAACCGAAAGUGUACGUGAUGGACGUCGCUACGUUUGGUUCAACGUGCUCGCCUGCGUCAGCACAGUACGUCAAGAAUCGGAAUGCAGAGGAACAUGCCGGGCGGUUUCCGGAAGCAGCAGCGGCCAUCAUUAAGCGGCAUUAUGUCGAUGACUACUUCGACAGCGUCGACACGGUUGAGGAAGCGGUAGAACGAGCGAAACAGGUGAGGAUCAUCCAUAAGCAAGCCGGGUUUGACAUUCGGAAUUGGGUGUCAAAUUCACCUGAGGUCCUGACUGCGUUAGGAGACGCUAAAGCUGGGGGAUCAGUCGUUUUCAACCAGGAUAAGCAGGAGCACAACGAACGGGUACUCGGGAUAAGCUGGGAGCAAGAAGCGGAUGCGUUUGCCUUCUCCGUAACCUCCCGACCGGAGAUGCAAGCUGCGUUAUGGGCUUCUUCGACCCUUUGGGGCUACUGUCUCCAUUUACAAUCCAUGGGAAGAUGCUCGUCCAACAUCUCUGGCGAAGCGGUUGCGAAUGGGACCAAGAAAUUGACGAUUGUGGCUGGAACCUUUGGCAGCAGUGGAUUGGAUUGCUACCGGAAGUCGAAGCAUUACGAAUUCCAAGAUGUUAUCUGGGUGAUGCUGAAUCUUCGUCGGUGGAGUCCCUCGAGCUACACACUUUUUCGGACGCGAGCGAACAUGCUUAUGGUUGCGAGGCAUAUCUACGGUCGGUCGUCGAUGGAGAAGUCAACUGCAGUCUGGUCAUGUCUCGUGCAAAGGUAG
Wyeomyia smithii (pitcher-plant mosquito) is the source of this 3736-nucleotide messenger RNA. RefSeq lists its product as uncharacterized. Lineage: Eukaryota; Metazoa; Arthropoda; Insecta; Diptera; Culicidae. The record is from RefSeq and is a predicted model, not a curated record. The coding region runs from base 236 to 3736 and encodes 1166 amino acids. The transcript has 4 exons.